Messenger RNA from Priceomyces carsonii, 1785 nucleotides. RefSeq names its product Hex1p (gene HEX1). The transcript has a single exon. The record is from RefSeq and is a predicted model, not a curated record. Gene Ontology annotation, molecular function: beta-N-acetylglucosaminidase activity. NCBI's taxonomy places the organism in Eukaryota, Fungi, Ascomycota, Pichiomycetes, Serinales, Debaryomycetaceae. Gene Ontology annotation, biological process: glycosaminoglycan metabolic process; carbohydrate metabolic process. The coding region runs from base 1 to 1785 and encodes 594 amino acids. Gene Ontology annotation, cellular component: membrane.
AUGACGCUGCUAUUGAAACUCAUCAUAAACUUCACUUUAUUGCUGCAAACAAUAAUCGCCGUGUCAGUUAAUCCAAUGCCUGCUCCCCGAAAUAUUACUUGGGAUAACCAUGGUCCAAUAGCAGUUUCUGCUUCAAUGUUACUAAGAGCUAAUGGGGGCGACCCAGUUCUAGAUGCAGCUUAUCAGAGAACUGUGUUGGCAAUCAGAACAUUAAAAUGGAUACCAGCUGCAAUUGAAAGACCCAUUAAGAGCUACGAGCCUUCGCUAGGUUUCAAACCUCAGGGAGUUAAAUAUACUGGGCCCAAAUUACAAUAUGUUAGAGUGACAAUUAGUGAUUGGGAUUCAGUAUUAAAACUCGGGGUAAACGAGUCUUAUUCCUUGAAAGUACAGAAGAUGUCCAAUAUAAUCGAAAUUAGUGCUGCUACAAUUUGGGGGGCAUUGCAUGCCUUCACAACCUUGCAACAAAUUAUAAUUUAUGAUCGGAACUGGCAUACGUUUAUGAUUGAAGGUCCCGUUGAAAUUUGGGACGAACCCCUUUUUAAACACAGGGGCGUUCUUAUUGAUACAGCUCGUAAUUUUAUUACAAAAGCUAAAAUGCUCGAGCAACUUGAGGUGAUGUCAAUUGCUAAAAUGAAUGUAUUACAUUGGCACAUAGAAGACUCACAAUCGUGGCCUUUAGAAUUAAAUAUUUAUCCUGAGAUGACGAAAGAUGCAUACUCAGACCGAGAUAUUUAUACUAGAGAAGACGUCAAUGAAAUCAUACAGUUUGCCCGUCAAAGAGGCAUUCGGAUAGUACCCGAAAUUGAUCUUCCUGGGCACGCUAGAGCAGGUUGGAGGCAGAUUGAUGAAAAGAUCGUUGUUUGUGGAAAUAGUUGGUACUCAAAUGACAACUUAUCUAGCAUAACCGCUUUUGAAGCACCUCCUGGCCAAAUUGAUAUAAUAUAUGAUAAGACAUACGAAGUUUUAAAUAAUGUGUUCAAGGAAAUAAGCGAAAUAUUUAUCGAUGAGAUGAUUCACGUUGGACUUGAUGAAGUUCAGGAAAACUGCUAUAAAUUCUCACCGUACAUAUCAGAGUGGUUAAAAGAAAACAUCUCCAGAUCUUAUGAUGAUUUGGUUCAAUAUUGGGUCGAUAACUCAUUACCUAUCUUCAAAAAGUACAAACAAAAAAUCGUAAUGUGGGAAGAUGUGUUAUUGGGAAAAGUGCGGGCACAUAAUGUUCUGAAUAACGUUAUACUACAAUCUUGGCUGGAGGAUACAUCCAAUAUUAAAAAAUUGACAUCUUUGGGGUACGACGUUAUUGUAUCUUCUCUGUCGCAUUUAUAUUUAGAUUGCGGUCAUGGUGGGUGGCUCACUAACGACGUAAGGUACGUGGAUGCCCCACGAAAUUCAAAAUUUAACAAAUACUUGGGUGGCUCAUCAUGUGGCCCUUACAAGACAUGGCAGAGGAUUUAUGACUUCGAUUUCCUAGCAAACUUAUCACAUACAGAAAAACUGCACGUUUUAGGAGGAGAGGUCGCAUUAUGGUCUGAGCAGCAAGAUAGCCUGACCCUUAUACAAUCGAUUUGGCCACGUACUGCUGCCUUUGCAGAAUCACUUUGGAGCGGAAAUAGAGAUCCAUCCACAGGGUUUUAUCGAACUAAUUUAGCUACUCAGAGAAUUUUGAAUUUCAGAGAGUAUUUAUUAGCAUUGGGACAUGACGCCUCUCCUUUGGUUCCAAAAUUUUGCCUUCAAAACCCACAUUCUUGCGAUCUCUUUUAUGAUCAAGAUAUUUAUCAUCGGUACUGA